GCUACUGCGCAUCCUCGCUAGUCCACAGACGCGUCACUGCGCAUUCAACAUGGACCCAACGGUGAACCGGUAGAGUCUGGCGCCUCACACGAGUCAUGUUUAUAUUUGCCAAUUACGAGCCUUCGUCUUUCGGAAGAAAACGCUCCGGUUAAUCGGGGCAAAUCUACAAUGUACCACGUUCUAAAUCAAAGCACCGUCCUUGGAUAAGUGCUUAAUUAGAUUACGGUCAUGGCUGGAUUGAUCAAGAAACAGAUCCUGAAACAUCUCUCCAGGUUUGCUAAGAAUCUCUCCCCAGAUAAGAUUAAUCUGAGCACUCUGAAAGGGGAGGGCCAUCUUACCAACCUGGAGCUGGAUGAGGAGGUUUUGCAGAAUAUGCUAGAUCUGCCCACCUGGCUCGCCAUUAAUAAAGUGUGCUGCAACAAAGCUGCCAUCCGGAUCCAGUGGACCAAAUUGAAGACUCAUCCAAUCUCUCUGUCUUUGGAUAAAGUUGUCAUGGAGAUGAGCACCUGUGAUGAGCCUCGCCCUCCCAACGGCCCAUCACCCAUAGCAACAGCCUCGGGUCAAAGUGAAUAUGGUUUUGCAGAGAAGGUAGUGGAGGGCAUCUCUCUCUCUAUCAACUCCAUAGUAAUUCGGAUCAGCGCCAAAGCCUUCAAUGCCUCCUUUGAGCUCUCGCAGCUCCAGGUCAACAGCGUUAACACCAGCUGGGCCACCAGCGACCUCCGAUACACACGCAUCAUGGACCCCACGCGUGGAGAGAUCCUUACUUUUAAGGAAGUGAGCUGGCAGAUGAUCAGGAUUGAAGCAGACGCCAUCCAAAGCGCAGAGCACGAGGUCGUCAGCGCCCCCAUACGACUCAUCACCAACCAGUCAAAGAUCAGAGUCACUUUAAAGAGAAGGAUGAAGGAUUGCAAUGUAGUGGCGUCCAAGCUGAUUCUGAUCUUGGACGAUCUGCUGUGGGUUCUGACAGACUCUCAGCUCAAGGCCAUGGUGCAGUAUGCCAAGUCUCUCAGUGAAGCCAUGGAAAAAUCAGCAGCACAGAGGAAAAGCAUGGCCACUGAGACUGCACAGGUAACGCCAGCACCCCCCUCAGCCCAGCAGGUGCGCCCACAGCAAGCUUCAGCCGCGGCAGAUCAGAGCGCCUCCAUGGCACGGCUCUUCAACUCUUAUGAUGUCCGUGAGACAUCACACCACCUCCAAAUCACACACCUGGACCUGCACAUCUGCGAUGACACCAAUGCCAAGGACAGAGGAAUUAAUAAGAGAUUAGACGGUGGUGCUAUGCAGUUGUCAUUCAGUAAUAUAACCGUAGACUACUACCCCUACCACAAAGCAGGUGAUGGCUGUCUGCAUUGGAUGCAUUAUGGAGAGGCCACAAAGUCCCGUGAGACCUGGGCCCGUUCUCUUCUGGAAGAGUUUAAUUCCAAUGUAGACAUGCUUAAAAAUGCAGUCAGCAGCCAGUCCCAAAGUUCUCCCCAGCAUGGUAAGAUCUCCACAAGCUCCAGUAGUGCUUUCUCUCCCCCACCUACGCCCAGAACCCAGCUUAUUUCCAGCUCUAUUGUGCUGCGGAUUGCAGAUUUCAUCAUCUAUCAGGUGUCUACAGCAGACCAGUCACGCUCCAGUCCUCAAAGUAUGAUCUCCUGCAAUAAGAAAUCCCUCUAUCUCCCCCAAGAGAUGCCUGCUAUCCAUGCAGAGUUCACGGAGUACUACUUCCCUGAUGACAAAGACUAUCCCAUCCCUUGUCCUAACCUGUACGUGCAGUUGAACGCUCUGCAGCUGGUUCUUGACUCUCGCAGUCUGGUUUGGCUCAAUCUGUUUGCACUGGACCUUCGUCAGAGUCUUGAACAGUUUAUGGAGCUGUACAAACUCAAUGACUCCCAGAAACCCGAUGAGCAUGUGGAUAUCAGAGUGGAUGGACUCAUGCUGAAGCUGGUGGUCCCUGCAGACCAGGAGAAGACUGACCAGCCUUGCUCUGUGUCAGUGCAGACCUCCGAGAUGGUGGCCACGAACACACGUCACUCUUUCGGUUGCUCUCGUUCCAGUCUUGAGGCUCUCCUGCAGGCCUUCCAGGAGCAACCCUUCUUCACCUCCCUCUCUUCCUCCUUUCCUCAUGCCCAAAACUCAUUCUCUGUGCUGCAUUCCGUCUUCCUGCGCCACGCUCACGAGCAGGACACAUGCCUUCAUGAUGUGUACAGGGGCCUCACCCCACCCUCUCUCUCCACCAAUGCCCUCAAAAGAGCGGCAGCCACCGACCUGUGGGCCAUACACUUUUCCCAGUUCUGGGUGGACUAUGAAGGUUCACGCAGUGGUCGAGGUCGCCCAACUCCCUGCGUGGACUCCUUCCCUCUCACCCUUUGGGUGUGCCACCCUGCCCGAUACACUCAGCAUCAAGAGAGACUAAAAGCGGGGUUAGGGUCAGGGCUGUUGCCACGGAGCGAAUCAGCAGAGAUAGCAAAUCGUCUUCAGAGGAAGAAGCUUCUUAAGGAGUACUACAGCAGAGAUGCAUCACCCAGCAACACCCCAAGCAAUGGCCUCCAUAAACCACUCUCUCUUGAAGGCUUACGCAGCCAUUCUCUUUCCCUUUCUGCCCCCGCCUCCUCUUCAGCAAAUGAAGUAGACUUACAGGUACUGAUUCACAUCCAGAAGCACCUGAGCGUUCAAGUUAGCCAUGGGCAGUAUGUGUUCUUGCUCAAACUGCAACAUGCUGUAAAAACUCUGCAGUGCACUUUGCAACAAGAUCUGGAGCAGUAUGGUUCCAAGCUCCAGGGCCCCACCCAGCCUUUCAGCGCCUGCAUUGGCUUGCUCAUGAAAAGUGCAGAAGUUGCCCUUUUUCUAAAACCAAUUCCCCAGCCGGACUCUAGUCCAAGCCCCAUAAAUUCUGACCUGUCUCCCUCAGAGAGCAGAGCCACUCUUGAGGCAGGUAGUGAGGGGGGCGAAGGGCCAAAGAGACCCUCAGCUGCAGGUGAGGGAGCUCUGUCAACAGGCUCUGUGGAUCAGCUCUGUUGUGUAGAUUCAGAGUCAAGUAAACAUGGUAUGAACACAUCUCCCCUACUUCCUUCCUUGUCUACCUCUUCUGCCCUGAGAAAGGGAUCUACAGAUGAGAGGAGUGGUGUGGUUGCCGUAUUGAGUGUAACGUCUGAAGAAAAGAGGGGUGUGAGAGAAGGAUCUCCUGAUGGGGAUGGAAGCAGAACUGAAGCCAAAGAGCAACACUGUGAACCCUCACAACACUCACAAGGUGUGGUAGUGGAUCCCCUCUCCGACACUUCCUCCACAGAUUGGAACGAUAAGAGUCAGGGAGGAAGACUGCCUCAGUCCAUGUCCAGUGGUCGGUUGAUGCAUGGCAAGUCUCAGUCAAGUUUCGCAGUGUCCUAUAAGACCAUAAAGAAAAGCCCCUCACUACAGUCUAUGGACGACUUCUCUAUGGACAGUAACUCACUGGAAGACUGUGACACCUACAGCCUGCUGGAAAGAGAUGAUGUGUCUAUCUCUGGUUUUAAGGCUGUCAGUGAACAGAAUUUCACUGAAGGGGCAGCUGUGUCUCUGGCUCAGGAAGCUGAUGAGGCCCAGUCACCUGAUGCGAUCAGCGCUGCUUCCCAGAGCAUCGAUGAGCCCAUGAAAGACCUUGUGUCAGUUCUGGUUAUGAAGGUUCACUCCAUCUGUUGCUCUCUGGAUUUGAAAGGUGAUGACACAGCAGUAGCUCUGGAGGUGGGAAGCAUCCGACCCAAUCAGCUUGGCAAUGUCAGUUUGAGGCAGUAUCUUAGCAACCGCAGCCUGGCUUUAGUGUCCUCAGCAUCAGUCACUCAGUGUGGUGAAGGUUCUGGGUCUGGCUCGGACCCCAGUAUGGUACUGUUAAAUCCAGAGGUGCAGGUGAGACUGGAAAGCGGUCCAGGGGCUGCAGUUCACUCUCCGCUCGCUAAACAAAACGGCUUUCUGCAGUGCCGCCUACAGGCCUUCAAUGCUGACUUCCUUAUGACAUCACUACAAAACCUUGCCGUCUUCCUGGAGGAUGACUCCGCCUCCCAGAUUCUGCCUAUGGAGAUCACAAUCAAAGAUACACAUGUGAACUUGAAGGAUAAUGAUCCCCGAGAUAAUGCAUCAGUGCCGGAGGCCACGCCCAUCACCCUGCAUAUUUACAAUCUGCUCAUCCAUCGUCAAGACGAUGGCUCGUUCAGCAUUGGAGCUGAACGCACGGUGGACUCAAAGCUUCAGAAAGCGGGGCCUGUGAAUGACAGCAGGCUCAGUUCUGUCCCUGAAGUUCCUGGGGGUGUGGCUAGUGAGCCGAAAGCCACUCAGACUGCACCUCUGUCACCCACAAGCCCCACCCCCUCUAGUCAAGAACAGCUGCUAAUGGAAGAGAAUGAAUGCUUGAAACUGGAGCUCUCCAAAGCCAAAAUGGCGCUAGCUGAAGCCCAGAUGGAGAAAGAUGCUCUCCAGCAUCAAAUGAAGACACUUAAACUCACCAGCCAGGGCAACGACAGCUAGUGGCAGCGUGUGUGUGUGUGUGUGUGUGUGUGUGUGUGUGUGUGUGUGUGCACACAGAGCUGACACUUUCCACAUGGGGGCAGCAGAGUGCUUGAGGGGCCCAACACCACUUGAAAGCCCAACACUGCAGCCCUGGAUGUUGCUUGGGAUAGGAUGGGGUGCGCUCUCACCAGACUCUGGAUGCAACUUUGCAAUCAGUGGCAUCAGCUUAAAAGAACCGUGUUCUUUACGAUUGUGUACAAACAAUACCUAAGUUUCAGGGAAAAAAAUCCAGUGAAAAUGAUCUUUGAAUAGCCAGUGGAAUUGUAUAGAUUUCCACUAAUUAGAUGCUUGUAAGCUCACUUGUAGUUUACCAUAUAUAAUUUUUUUCUCUCUUGUUUUUACUAUUUAUUUCACUUUGACAGUUUGUAGGCAUGGGCCACUCAUUCAGCCCCCUAAGAUAUCAACUCUCUCUCUCUCUCUCUCUCUCUCUCCAAUCGUAAGCAGGGUAGGAGCACAUUCCACCCUUGACCUCUAACCCCAAGGCAGUCUUACUUAGAGUCAGGGUGUCUGACACUGAAUGUCAUAUCUUUGGAGGAAUGUUUUAAAAACAUUGAUUUGCACUGUUUUGAACUCAUUUAACAAGAACUUAAAAGAACUUAUUUAGCUCUUAAUAAAUUUGUCCGUAUGUAUAAUAAUUGUAAUACACAAGAAGUUUGUGUGAUCGAAUUUGGUGUGAGAGGGUACAUUUUUGCAUCUCUUUCUUACAUUAGUGUCUCAAAAAUGGGAAUGUCUUUAAUUAUUUAUGUUCAUGAAGACACACUACAAGACGGUGCCGUUAGUUGAUUUUGUCAUACUGUAUAGAAAAUAUGUGUUGAGGAUUGUAUUUUGAGUUCAGUAUUUUGAGACUAAACAUGCCGCACCUUUGUCUUUAUUUCUAGGUGAAUGUUUGCACUGCAUCAAUCAAAUGAGGAGAUCAGUUAUUAAUGUUGCAGGUGAUUUUGUUGUUGCAAUCUCACUCAGUUUAAAUAUGCAAUGUAAAACUGUUGCUUGUCACAUUGUUGAUCUGAUUACCAGCAUUUCUGCACAAAAUCUAAACCACAGAGAUGGAUGUUGGGAAAAAUCAUGCUCUGGUCUACAGAAGAGAUGCAUGGUUUGAAAUCACUCAUUUAAUUUUUAUUAUUAGCUUGUUAAAGUAAUGCUUUAAGAGAAAAGGGCCCCCUUUUGUAUUAUGAAAUGGUGCCACUGUGGCAAAAAUAUUCAAAUGUUUCUUGGUUUUGAUCAUAACUUCUCUUGCUUUCUUCUCAUAUUUGUUUGUUUUUUGUUACUUUGUUUCUCUGUAUAGCAGCCUCAACAAGUGCCUGUGACUGCACACCUCCAGAGCUUCUGCUUAUUACUUUUUUCAGAUUUUGUUCUCUUAAUUAAUAUUUUAAUGCUCUUCAUAUCUCAAGCUUCCAUCUGGAGAAUAUGUCUUAGUUGUUUGGACAUAAAAAUGUAGAGCUGGAUGACAAAAACCUGAUUGUAGACAAAGUAAAGGGGAACCGGACUCCUUUUUUCUGUAGUAAUAGGCCACACCCCCUACACCACCUUAGACACAUAUGUGAUAGACAUGCCCCCUUUAGAGUUGGAGGUCCACCUCUUUAGCACAAAUGAUGAACAAUGAAGCUCAAUCAAGCAAUCUUAUGAAAUGAUGAUGAUAUCUUGUGUCUGUCAGAAGCUGCUAAAAUACUAAGACAUCUGAAAUAAAAAGCUGAAAUUAAAUAUGGAGAUGAGAGUAAUUAAUGAGUGUCAACAGAGGCCCCCUUUUUUUUUUUGUUUGAGUCGUUGGAGUUACAUCGAAUGCACAAGAACCAGUGAGAUUUGAUGUUGGCGUUGUCAGCAUUUAAUUUGUGCUUUGUAUUAUUAUUAACAAACCAAAAGUUAUAUACUUAUAAAUCAAAGCAUUGAUCAGCUCCCAAUUCCAGAGUAUUUGAAUGCCUUCAUAAGACUUUAAAUAAGACGAACAAGUCCAAUGGACUACAUUUGUAACACAUUUUAGUCCUUUUUAAACUUUCAAGUGAGUCACUAUUAACUGCUAUUUUACUGAAAUCAGUGAAUGGAACAUCCUUUAAAACAUCUCCUUAUAAUAUCAUAUGGGGUUGGAACGACAUGAGUGAGUAAAUAAUGACUGAAUUUUCAUGUUUGGGAGAACUAUA
Messenger RNA from Xyrauchen texanus (razorback sucker), 6653 nucleotides. Its product is annotated as UHRF1-binding protein 1-like. The coding region runs from base 229 to 4479 and encodes 1416 amino acids. The transcript has 22 exons. NCBI's taxonomy places the organism in Eukaryota, Metazoa, Chordata, Actinopteri, Cypriniformes, Catostomidae. The record is from RefSeq and is a predicted model, not a curated record.